Molecule: messenger RNA, 3387 nt
Organism: Antechinus flavipes (yellow-footed antechinus)
Lineage: Eukaryota; Metazoa; Chordata; Mammalia; Dasyuromorphia; Dasyuridae
Product: butyrophilin subfamily 1 member A1-like
Exons: 12
Coding region: 1-2631 (876 amino acids)
Biological process (GO): T cell receptor signaling pathway; regulation of cytokine production
Cellular component (GO): external side of plasma membrane
Molecular function (GO): signaling receptor binding
Source: RefSeq, a predicted model, not a curated record
AUGGAUGAAAGAAGACAUGGUCCUCUGAAAGGACUCAGUCUGCCAUCAGUGAGUGGCACAGGUUACACCAGAUACCAGGUUCCAGGGAAAUUCACUGUGAUAGGACCACAACAACCAAUCAUUGCCAUAGUGGGCAGAGAGGCCAUAUUCCCAUGCCACCUUUCUCCCCAAAUCAAUGCCCAGGACAUGGAUGUGAUAUGGUUUUAUGGAGAAUCUUCACAAGUGGUACAUCGCUAUAAAUAUAGGCAGGAUUAUCUGAAUCAUCAGCACCAACAUUAUAAAGGGAGGACAGAAUUUCUUCGAGAUUACAUUUCCAUUGGGAGUGUGGCCUUGAAGAUUUGUCAUAUUCAGGCCUCUGAUGAAGGGAAGUACCGGUGUUUCUUUGAAACUCCUUAUGUUUAUGAGGAAGCAGAGUUCCAAGUGUUUGUAGCAGGCAAAGGCUCUGCUCCUCAUAUAUACUUCACAAGUGAUGGAAAUAAAAGUUUUAGGUUGGUAUGCACAUCUACAGGGUGGUACCCAAAGCCUGAAGUUCACUGGAGAAAAAAUCAGGAAAAGUUAUUGUCACAAUACACUACAAUCAAGAAGAAAGAAAAUGGACUAUUUUCUGUUGAAACAUCAAUCAUGGUUUCCACCAAUUCCACAGGGAAUGUUUCAUGUUUCAUUUGGAACUCUCUCCUCAGACAAAAGUUGGAAGCAACUAUUUCUGUGUCAGAUGACUUGUUUCCACAUAAUACUCCCUGGAGAGUGAUAUGGAUUGUGACUGUGGUCCUUUUCAGCAUUGUGAUUCUCAUCAUUAUUUUUGUGACAUGGAAGUUAAAAAAAGGCAAAGGUAAAGAUAAAAGUAAAUGUGGAUUAUUCCAGCAUGAAGCAGAACCCAGAGAUACUGAAAUAGAAAAUACUCAAACAAGAGCAAUCCAUCUGUCAAUGCAGGAAGUUCAGAGGGCUUUAAUUACUGGUCCAAAGUCUCAUGGGUGGCAACAGGCAAAACUGAACUUUUGGUUUGGGGCAACUGAACUGCAGAUCACACCUGUGGUGGAGCUGUGCAAGAUGGUGUUCCUCUCUCUUAGGGAAAUAGCCCUUAUCCUUCUUUUCCAGCUCCCCUGGCUGUUCUUAGAGUUUUACCAGCAUAGCAAGGACUUCUGUUAUUUCUUGAAAGACAGAAAUGGAGUUUCUUCUGGAUCAAAAGAGUUCACUGUAUUAGGACCACAACAGCCAAUCAAAGCCUUGCUGGGUGAAGAAGUUACAUUUCACUGUGGCCUCUGGCCUCAGAAGAAUGCUGGAAAUAUGGAGGUGAUGUGGUUCCACGAGAAGCCCUCAAAUGUAAUUCAUCACUAUAAAGAUAGGCAGGAUCAAAAGUAUUCCCAACUUCCAAAAUAUACAGAGAGAACCAAAUUCCUUCAAGAGAGCAUUUCCAGAGGGAAUGUGGCCCUGAGGUUGAGCAACAUCCAUCUAUCUGAUGAGGGGAAGUAUUUCUGCCAAUUUACAAGUUCCAUUUAUUCUGAUAAAGCAGAAUUCCAAGUAUAUGUGGCAGGAAUGGGCUCAGACCUUAACAUACACAGCGAUAUAAAGGGAUUCAAUAUUAGGCUGACAUGCACUUCUACAGGCUGGUAUCCAAAGCCUGAAGUGCAGUGGAGAAACUCUCACGGGAAGCCCUUGCCACCAGCCUCAGAGAAUGUGAAGCAGGAGGACAAUGGGCUGUUCUUUGUAAAAAGCUCAAUCCUGGUGUUGGCCAAUUCAGAAGAAACUUUCUCUUGUGUCAUUAGGAACCCCCUUCUCAACCAACAGAAGGAAGUAAAAGUCUUUUUAGCAGAUAACUUGUUUUCUACAAUCCCUUACUGGACACUGUUUUUCUUUGGAUUUGUUGCUAUAAUCUUCGUGCACUACUUCAAAUAUAAUGAGAUUCUAAGAAAACUCAGAGACUGGGCCAGCAGAACAUUGGAGAGAAUAGAGUGGAAUGGUGUGCAGAAGUGGGUCAAUCCAGGAAAUAUGCAAAAGGAACAAAGCAGAAUCAAACCUUCCUUUCUUUUCCAUCAUGAAGAGGUACAAGAAGGAGACCAGAAGAAAAUGGAAGGAAAUCUCUCUCCCUUCACUGACACCUUGAAGAGGCCAGACUUGCAAGCUGCCCAGAAAUACAGAGUGGAUGUCACUUUGGAUGCAGACACAGCUGGUCCUUUCUUCCUUCCUCGAAGGCAUCGAAAAAGCAUUAUUUCUGUCCCUCACAAAAACAACCACAAGAACAAUGGGGUCUGGGAGAUCAUGUACUGUGUGCUGGGCAAGGAGAGAUUCACUUCAGGACGAUGCUACUGGGAGGUGCAAGUAGAAGAUACGUUGAAGUGGACCGUCGGACUCUGUAAGGACUCAGUUGUGAAAAAAAAUUUGUGCAAGGUCACACCAGGAACUGGGUUCUGGACUAUCUUUCUGGAGAAUGGGAAUAAGUACUGGGCUCUUUCUAACCGUCCAAUCUGUCUCCACUUGGAAGUGGCCCCCAAGGUAGUGGGGAUUUUCCUGGACUAUGAAGCUGGUUGCAUCUCUUUCUACAAUGUGACUGAUGAUUCCCAUAUCUACACCUUCCAGGGUACCUUUAGAGAGGCCCUACGGCCAUGCAUCAACCCUCUUACUCUCCUUCCAUAGGAAAACAUUGUCCCUAUUACCAUCCCCCAAAGGCAGGGGAUUCUCAAGCCUUGCAACUUCCUAAAACCAAAAGAGAGGCUGGAAAUUUUUUUGAGUAAGCCGAUAUGGGCUCUUGAGGAGAAGUCAUCUUAUCCACAAUCCUCAGUACAUAUGUACUUGCCUUUCAAAUUUGUUGGAGGACAGUGAAUCUUUAGAAGCUUCCCUUCAGCACAGGCUGAGAAUUCUCCCACUUGUCCUUCUCCUUUCAUAUGCACAUCUUCUCUCCUCCAUUUGGUACAAGGCCUUUCCAGGACUACUUAUUUUCUUAUAGAGCUCACCCAUGGUUCCAAGAAGCUGUAGCAUUCACAGCAGCAUAACAACUUCUUGGAAGAUGGGCUAAACCGGGUUGCAGGUUACUGAUGGGACUCAAACUUCUUGGUGAAUUACAGAGAUGUCUACCCUAAGAAUAUAAAGAUGGCUUCAGAGGAAUGGGCAAAAGAGAAUAUUUUGUUCAACAGACAUGAAGUCAGCAAAAGCACCUCUGUGGAGCAUUGAGAGCUUGGUUAGAAAUCAAAGGUACCAAGGUCAUCUGCUGUAUCCCGGGACAUCAUCAAUCAUCUUGACUUUUGUCUUGCCUUUAGACUUCAAUUAUUCUGGAAGAGAGAGUAAGGAUGAUGACUUUGUGCAAUUCUGAUUCAGUUAAAUCCAAUCACUCUCAAAUUAAAAUGUCACAUAUCAUCAGUCUUCUUUGCAAAUAAAAGAUACUCACCAACAGCA